Acipenser ruthenus (sterlet) is the source of this 2501-nucleotide messenger RNA. RefSeq names its product tumor necrosis factor alpha-induced protein 8. The record is from RefSeq and is a predicted model, not a curated record. Lineage: Eukaryota; Metazoa; Chordata; Actinopteri; Acipenseriformes; Acipenseridae. The coding region runs from base 480 to 1076 and encodes 198 amino acids. The transcript has 2 exons. Gene Ontology annotation, cellular component: cytoplasm. Gene Ontology annotation, biological process: regulation of apoptotic process.
CCAGAUAGUUGGUGGUGCUGAGAGGUGCAAUUUGACUGAAAGUAUUUAAUGUAUUUCCCUUGCAGUCAGAGGUCUUUUUGUGCUGACCCUAAUUAAACUGCGAGGAAGGCACUCCCUGCUGAGCGUCCGUACCAUUCUACUUAAUACAUUACUUUCAUAGUGAUGACUUACUCCAGAAAAAAAAAGCACCGACAAAUUAACUCCACCCUAUCCAGGAGCCGGAGUAGCAGAAGGAUAAAGAAAUAGUAUCUGCUGCCAUUUGGCCUUCACGUGAAAACAGCAGACUGUGUCUCAGGCACUUGCCUGGAAGUUGAAUUGAGGGGAAGUGGAAUCCGUUUUCCUGAGCUAAUUUCUCAUUUGCUGACAUUACAGAACUAUCCAGCUCAGGCUUUGUUUUCUUUCUUUUUUGAGAAGUUGUCUGUUUUUGCUUUAAGUGCACAUAAGCUGUAAUCCAAUCUCCAGUGAGUUACAUUGAAACCAUGGGCUCAGAAGCUGAGGAAUCAAAAGAAGUGGCCACAGAUGUCUUCAGUUCCAAGAGCCUGGCAGUUCAGGCUCAGAAGAAGAUACUGGGGAAAAUGGCCUCCAAGUCGAUCGCUACAAUACUGAUAGACGACACCAGCAGUGAGGUCUUGGAUGAGCUGUACAGAGUAACCAGAGAGUUCACGCAAAACAAAAAGGAGGCGGAGAAGAUCACCAAAAACCUCAUCAAGAUAGUCAUCAAACUGGCCGUUCUCUUCAGGAACAACCAGUUCAACCAAGAGGAGCUCGAACUCAUGGAGAAGUUUAAGAAAAAAGUCCAUGGGUUGGCCAUGACUGUCGUCAGUUUCCACCAAGUUGAUUUUACUUUUGACCGGAAUGUUUUGUCCAAACUUUUGAAUGAAUGCAGGGAGUUACUCCACCAGGUUAUCAAUCGCCAUCUAACAGUAAAAUCCCAUGGGCGAGUCAAUAGUGUCUUUGAUCAUUUCUCAGAUUGCGAGUUUCUUGCUGUUUUGUACAACCCCUUUGGACCUUACAAACCCCAUUUGCUGAAACUCUGUGAUGGUGUCAACAAAAUGCUAGACGAGGGGCACAUAUGAGCACUUCCAAUAUUUUCUACUGAUUUACUUUUCUUGCAUAAGUAACACUGCAGACUUAUGAGAGAGCAAGGGACAUUUGCAGGAAAUAAAGUACAUGUAUUCUGUGCACAGUCACAAUUGAUCACUUGCUGUAUUUUUCUUUGUGAUGAGGUUAUAUAUGCUAAUGUGUGUAUUGUUGUGCAGAAGCAUGAAUGCCUUUGCUGUGCUAUGCUGAAAAGAUAUAUAUAUUUUACUGCAUUGCUUUAACAGUGGUUUAGACUGGGGGUCUUGGCUGACUAGCACUGAGGAAAACUGGUCAAACUUGACUCAUAAUCCAUCAAAAACAUAAAGUACCAAAAAUAAAUAACACGCCUCAGUAUUACUGUACAGUUUAAUUUGCCCUGUCUUACAGAUGGUUAGAUUUUGUGUCCUGCUAAAUCUAAAACAGUACAUUGUUGUGUAAUAUUCAUUAUGAUUCCAAAAUUCUAUUUUGUUGUUACAAACUUAAAUAUUUAUAAAGAGUUUUAAUAAUACAUUCCUUUUAUAAGUACUCGGGAUUUGAAACUUGUUGACCUCCAUCUGUUGAAUGUGGAAAGCAAAUACUGUAUGAUGCAAUAAAACAAGUACAAAAACCAUAUACUGUAAUAUUAAAUAUUAUGUUGCAAAUAGGAGAGUAUUUAACUUAGAAUGUUUGUUUGUUUGUUUGUUUGUUUUUCAAAUGUUAUCUAACAAAAAAUAUAUAAAAACACAGCUGGCCAAUGCUGUAAAGCUAAUACAUUUUUAUAAAAGCAAAAUCUGUACUUAAAACAUAUGUCUUUUUUUUGGGGGGGGGGGGGGCUUUUUGCGGGGGCCUAACCUAUUAAAAAAAGUAUAUUUGCUAUUUAAUGAUUAAUAUGUUUCUUUCCUUAAUUUCAUGUUUUAAAUUGAUCUUUUUUUUACCCUGUUUUUUUUUUUGCCAUUUUCUUUCUUUUAAUGUGAUCAAAGCUCCCAAUGUGAAGUAAUGCUAACCUUAAUUGUGAAAUGUCAUAGACAGAGUGGAGCAUGAUUAUUUCCAAGUGUGUGUAUGCACCACAUUCAAUACUAAAGGUCAAGAGCCUUUCACAGUUUAGUUUUUACUACAAUAUUUAAGAAUUAUGAUUGGUCCCCUUUUACGUUUUUUUUUUAGCUCUUGUAGUAGAUGGCAAGAGACCUUUUAUACUAUGAGUGGUAAAAUUGCGUUUGUUUGUUUAAGAAUCAGAAAGUUUUAGAAACACCAGACACCUGAAAGCAGGCUAAUGGAGCACCAUUGCAUAUCCUAGAAAAAAAACCAAAAAAAAAACACUGUAGCUGUUUGGAGUAAGAAAGGGCAUUGUACUGCAGUCUCUGUUUAUACCACACACAUUUCUGUCAAGUAUUAUCACUUUGUAUUUGCCAGAGAAAAUAAAGUCCAGUCCUUUGCCGUUGCAA